This is a messenger RNA of Xyrauchen texanus (razorback sucker), 2470 nucleotides long. RefSeq names its product glycosyltransferase-like domain-containing protein 1. Gene Ontology annotation, molecular function: glycosyltransferase activity. Bases 66 to 1388 code for a protein of 440 amino acids. The transcript is spliced from 11 exons. The record is from RefSeq and is a predicted model, not a curated record. NCBI's taxonomy places the organism in Eukaryota, Metazoa, Chordata, Actinopteri, Cypriniformes, Catostomidae.
GUAAACACGCGCUGGGCUUUCAGGAAGAGAUAUCAGUGUUGGUUUCAUCCGUUCUCCCUGUAUCCAUGAGUGUGUUGUUGCUUGAGGCCUUCCAUGGUGGCUCUCAUAGGCAGCUGGUUGAUCUUCUCCAGGAAAGUGUUAAAGACUGCAUAAGUUUCACUCUACCUGCUAAGAAAUGGCACUGGAGGGCCAGAACUUCUGCCCUGUACUUCAUGCAAUCAGUUCCAGCCAGUUCCUCAUACAGAGUUUUGUUCACCAGCUCUGUUCUCAAUCUUGCUGAGCUUGUAGCCCUGCGGCCCGAUCUUGCCUGUCUUAAGAAGGUUCUCUACUUCCAUGAGAACCAGCUGGUUUACCCAGUCCGCAAGAGUCAAGAGAGAGACUUCCAGUAUGGCUACAACCAGAUCCUCUCAUGCUUGGUUGCUAAUGUGGUGGUGUUCAACUCCUCGUUCAACAUGGAGUCCUUCCUCUCCUCCAUCUCCACAUUUAUGAAGAUCAUGCCUGACCACCGACCCAAAGAUCUGGACCGGAUCAUCAGGCCCAAGUGUCGUGUCCUCCACUUCCCGAUUCACUUUCCCGAUGUCACAAGAUUCCUGCCUGCACACAAGCGUCUUAGGCAUUCAGUGCAGUUGGAUAUCCAUGCUCCAGCUGCUCAAAGCCACGUUCACACAUCAGCUCCGAGCAGUUUUUUAGAGCUCACAUUGGACUCUAAGUCUAAGCCACCUGAAUCUGAGGAGAAAGUAAAUGUGGCAGGACUGCAGCAGUGCCUGGAGCCUGUGAGUGUCACACCAUGUCCAGUGCCAUUGUCCAGUUUGGUUGAUGAUGAGAAAGGGAAACUUCGGCCACUCCACAUUGUCUGGCCACAUCGCUGGGAACAUGACAAAGACCCACAGCUGUUCUUCCAGACCUUACUGAAACUCAAAGAACGACAGCUGAGCUUUGAAGUUUCUGUCCUGGGAGAGACCUUCACUGAUGUUCCAGACAUCUUUGCAGAAGCCAAAGAACAGUUGGUUGACCACAUCCAGCACUGGGGUUUCAUGCCCAGUAAGGAAGAUUACCUCAAAGCACUGUGUCAAGCAGAUGUCGUCGUUUCCACGGCCAAGCACGAGUUUUUCGGAGUAGCGAUGUUAGAAGCUGUACAUUGUGGUUGCUACCCCCUGUGCCCAAAGGCUUUGGUCUAUCCUGAAAUAUUCCCUGCAACAUAUCUGUAUUCAACACCUGAACAGCUGUGUAAGAGAUUACAAGGCUUCUGCAAGCAUCCACAAUUAGUCAGGCAACAUAUUAUUCAGGUGAACAUCAGCUCUUUCUCCUGGGACACUCUGGGUGACGGUUUCAGGUCUCUCCUAAGUGCAGAAAGUGACAUAAUUUUAACAGAGGAGCACAGUUCAUGAAGUGUCAUAUGACGCCAAGAAAUACAUUAUUAUUUAAAAUCCAGAAAGUGCAAACCCCCGAAAUGUGGCAGUGCAACCUUUUUUAAUGACUAGCAUGAACAUAAAUAUUUCUUUCUUUGAUCUAUUGUCAAAGAAAAACAUCUAUAUGGUGACUUGUAUGCCGUCAUAUGGAGAAAAAAGUAAUUUUACAUUGUGGUUAAUGGGAAAAAAGUACAAAGUAAAAAUAAAUAAUAGAAAAACCUGCGACCGCUUUCGUGUCUUGCAUAGGCGGCCCCACCUCAUAUUUCGGUUCAUAUCCAUUUUUAUCCUUUGUGCUGGAGGAGCCCAGCCUGGAACUUUGGAGUCUUUGGUUCCCACUCCGACAGAGCGGCAGCCAAGUUGUGGUUUGAAACGUUGUGGGCUCUCGCUCUACCUGAGGUUGCCAGGUUGUGACAAAGUCCCCCGAGGCUCAGUAAAGGUUUAUGCAAGGCUUCCCCAGGACUGCGGUUGAAUCUAAAUACAGUGCUUUUAUUUUCCUUGCAUCAGAGAUCUGGCUGUACGUUAUAGCUGGGAACCCGCUGCAUAAUUAAGGGGGCCUGGUAACUAGCUAUUUAUGUGUUUGCAAAAUUCAGAAACUGGGCAAACUAACAAUGGCCUGUCAGAUUUUCCACAAAGAUUUAAGUAUCUGCUUUCACAUCACAUCACAGCAAUGCCACAAUCACUCUGCCCAUUUUAGGCCUGCCAACAUAUGUGUUAAUAAAAGAGGCCCGACUUUUAUUGCAGACGUUAUUGAAGAAUUCCUCCUCUAUUAUCAGGCGUUCUCUGCACUUAGCUAAGGACAUUAUUAUUUUUAGAUGUAUCGAGUAUUCAGGUGCACUGGACGUAGGAUUAGAAUUAAAGGCUCAAAUAUAAUUAUAUCACCGCCUCUUGCAUGCAACCAAAAUUAGUCACAUUACUCUUUAUAAUGUAGGAGCUCAUAGAUAAAUAAUCCUAAUAUCCUAUAUCCUUACUGAUUGUGACAUGUUUCAUAUUUUAUGGGAUAAAUGAGAUACUUCCAUGUGCCUUGUGUGUGGUUUUAGUGUGACAAGGUCCAAAAUUACCUU